This is a messenger RNA of Daphnia carinata, 2390 nucleotides long. Its product is annotated as SWI/SNF-related matrix-associated actin-dependent regulator of chromatin subfamily E member 1-like. The coding region runs from base 138 to 2285 and encodes 715 amino acids. The record is from RefSeq and is a predicted model, not a curated record. Gene Ontology annotation, biological process: negative regulation of DNA-templated transcription. The transcript has 9 exons. Gene Ontology annotation, molecular function: nuclear receptor binding; nucleosomal DNA binding. Gene Ontology annotation, cellular component: SWI/SNF complex. NCBI's taxonomy places the organism in Eukaryota, Metazoa, Arthropoda, Branchiopoda, Diplostraca, Daphniidae.
GUCGAAAAGACGCUUCGAUUUGUUGUUUUCAAUUGCACUUCUGCGAGUCAUUUAGUUUCUUUCUACUUUGGAAAUUUCACCAGCCAAGGAAUUGUGUUUACCUUUUGAAACCAGGAUUACUUUCGGACAGGAUCGAAAUGGCGUUACCACAGAAUUAUCGCCAAAACGCCAUGGCUUCGCCGGCACCCAUUCCAAGUACCGGUUCAUCUCAUGCCAUGAGUCACAACCAUGGAAUGCCUGUUUCAUUUAACAUUCUCAAAGAACGUUUAAGGGCAUCUGGCUCCCAAGGAAUGUCCAAAGAUGCAAGCAAUCAAAACCCAUUUGUUAUGAAUCCUCAUGGUCACCCACAGUUUAAUCCCCAAAAACUUGGAACUAAGUUCGCAUCGGCUGGAAGUAGCAGCUUGAAGCCACCUAAAGCUCCUGAGAAGCCAUUAAUGCCCUAUAUGAGGUACUCCCGAAAAGUUUGGGAUGAAGUGAAAGGAGCCAAUCAAGAAUUGAAAUUGUGGGAGAUUGGAAAAAUCAUCGGUCAAAUGUGGCGCGAUCUUCCUGAUGUCGAUAAACAAGAAUUUGUGGAAGAGUACGAAACGGAGAAGAUUGAAUACGAGCGCACACUAAAAGCCUACCACAACUCCCCAGCUUAUCAGGCAUAUAUCACAGCCAAGAGCAAAGCUCAACAAGGUGGCGAUGAGAAAGAAUCGGCUAGCGAACGAGGCAUGUCAGCUAAGGCAGGCUUCAGUGACAGACGUAUUGAAAUCCAGCCGGCAGAGGAUGAAGAGGAUAUUGACGACGGCAUGUCCGUUAAGCAUGUGGCCCAUGCGCGUUAUGUUCGUAAUCAUAGAUUAGUUCACGAAAUCUUCUCGGAUGUCGUGGUGCCAGAUGUUCGCUCAGUCGUCACAACAGCUCGCAUGCAGGUAUUGAAGAGGCAGGUGCAUUCAUUGACGAUGCACCAGAAGAAACUGGAAACGGAAUUGCAACAGAUCGAGGAGAAAUUCGACUCGAAGAAGCGCAAGUUUGUCGAGUCGAGUGCCGCAUUCCAAGACGAUCUGAUACGCACGUGUCGAAAACCGAUUGAUGAAGAGACCUUCCAACAAAUGGUUGAGCAACAAACAGAAAUCAUCAAGAAGGAACGUGAAAGGGAGAAAGAGCGUCAAAAUGAACUUAUGCGUGAACGUGAAGCUGCUGCUGCCGUGGCUGCUUUGCAAGCUGAAAAGGAGGCAGCGAUCGCUGCAGCUGCUGCAGCAGCAAGUGCAGCUUCUGCUCCUGCAGAAGCCAUGGAAACCGAAGACGUCCCUACACCUGAAGUUAAAGAAGAAAGCACAACGGCAGCUCCUCCUGCAUCUACGACUUUAAGUGUGUCAUCUGAAGCUAAGGCUGUAGAAACUGCUGCCCCUGUGCCCGAAGAAACACCGUCUGCACCAGUUCCGAUGGAAACAGAAGAAAUGACGCCCACCACUGAGGCUGUUAAAGUAGAUGAGAUUCCAAGCCAAGAACCUUCACAAGCUGCAUUUGUUCCACCGCAAGCUCCUGUGGUAGAAACUCCAGCUGUUCCAGUUGUCGAAACUGCCCCUGUGGUUGAGCCCGUCCCAAUGGCGGAAACGACGUCGGUUAUAGAAAAACCUGCAUUGGUAGAAAGUACGUCACACGUGGAAAUUGCUCCAGUAGCUACUCCUGUUGCCGAAUCUGAUUCAGUUGCUGAUACUGCUUUGCCAGUGAGACCAAAUGUCAUUACUCAUCCUUCGGUCGAACCGCCACCAUGUCCUCCAGUACUUCAAGGUGCUCAACCAGAAACUUUGUUGGCUCCUCCAAUAAUUGAAGCUGCUCCUGAGCCGUGUGCGGAUUUAACAGCUCCUGAAUCUACCUCACAUUCUCAUGAAACCCAUGAACCGCCGAUUCAGCAGCCUGUUGAAGAUGUCCCUGUUUCUUCUGAGCAACCUAUUGCCACUGCAAUUCCUACAGAAACGCCAUCGCCCGUUGAAGCACCUCCUACUGUCGUGCCGACCAACGAAUCAAUCCCAACCAAUCAACCUGCUAGUGUCCCUAGCGAACCAGUAUUGAAAGAGCAACCUGUCGAACCAGAACCUGUCACAGACAAGGUAGCUACUGAGGUACAGGAAGCAACGUUUCAGAAUCUACCCCUAUUUCGAACGAAAUCGUCGCAACAGAAAACAUCGCACAAGAGGAACAAACAGGACAACAACAAUCUGAUGUCACUCAGACAACCGAGUCUCACGCACAGCCGACCACCGAAGCAUGAUUUCAAAAUAAGCCAGUUUGUAUACGAUUAAUUUACCUUAAAAUGUUUCCUUUACGCGAUGGUAACACGUGCAGGAAUUCUUUCCCAUGUGAAAUCGAGGCAACAGGAAAAGGAUUGCUAUCUGGAAACAAUAACA